AUGAGCGCGGCACCUUCGCCUCGCUUGUCGAGUGUUGCAGCUCAGUCGACUAGCGCGAAUGCCGACGCCAAUGGCGGGACGCGCCUCGUCACAGAAACUGCGUCUACCAGCAAGCCGUCACCUGAAGAUGACUCCGAGACAACAACCUUUGGGCUGAGGCGGCUGGAAUGGGAACUUUUGACCCUCAGCACGGCUGUCAAGCUGCUACUAUUCCCAACUUACCACUCGACCGACUUUGAGGUGCAUCGCAACUGGUUGGCCAUCACGCGGACGCUGCCCAUCCGCGACUGGUACUUCGAAGCUACUUCACAAUGGACACUCGACUAUCCUCCCUUCUUUGCGUACUUCUCAUGGAUCCUCGCGCAACCAGCACCACUGGUCGAUCCGUUGAUAGCAAGCUUGCACGAAGGACUCGAACAUGCAGCGUGGCCGUGCAAAGCGUACAUGCGUGCCACCGUCGUGGUCACCGAGAUCGUCCUGGCAGCAGCGCUGCUGGCUCACGCUCGACUGGGUGUACAGAGGGCCAUGAAGAUCGGAUUCUCGGAUCAUGUUUCAAACUCGGGCGUAUCUACAUCGCAUCUCCUCGCAGCGAGCCUGCUUAUGCAUCCCGGACUCAUCAUCAUCGAUCAUAUCCAUUUUCAGUAUAAUGGCUUUCUUUUUGGCGUUCUGGCAUGGUCGCUCUGGGCAGCUCGAGAGGACAAGCCACUUCUGUGCGCGUUUCUGUUCAGCUCGCUUCUCAAUCUCAAGCACAUCUACGUCUACGUGGCACCACCCUUCUUGAUAUUCCUCCUGCGAUCCUACGUCUUCCCCGUCGGCAGCAAGGCAAGCGACCUGGGGCGAGGUUUUGAACGUCUGCUUACGGUUGGCGUGGUGACCUUGACACCCUUCUUUGUCAGUCUCGCACCCCUCGCAGUCGAUGGACUGCGACACGAGGCGGGCCCGCUCGGUGCACUGUCACAGAUGCUGCAAAGGCUGUUCCCGUUCAGCCGCGGUCUCAUUCACGCGUAUUGGGCUCCAAAUGUCUGGGCACUGUGGACGUUUGCAGAUCGAGUAUUGGUCAAGCUGCUACCAAGAGUUGCUGCGCUACGAGCUGUGCUGCCAGCGAACUUUGCUGCACGAUACGAUGCCACGGCCAGCUCUGGAUUCGCCUCGGCUUCGCGCGGUCUGGUGGAGAACAUCUCAUUCGGAGUGCUGCCCGAGAUCCGCCCGUCGACGUGCUUCAUAUUGACGCUGACAUGUACGUCUAUCUACAUGGUCAAGCUGUGGCAGACGCCUACCUACCGUUCCUUCUUGGCAUCGGUGAGCCUGUGCGGCUUUGCGUCGUUCCUGUUCGGGUGGCACGUGCAUGAAAAGGCCAUCAUGCUUCCGCUCAUCCCCUACACCUUCCUCGCCGCAGUGGACUAUGCGCAUUUCAGGACGUUUGUGCUGCUCAGCGUCGCGGGCAUCGUGUCGCUCUUCCCGCUGCUCUUUACGCCGCAAGAAGGACCGAUCAAGAUUGGAUAUUCGAUAGCAUGGGCGCUGCUCGUACUCGGCCCGCUGCAAAGACGCGUGUUCCGACCGGUGCAGUCGAAUGUGGGCAUCUUGGUCCAUCAGCUAGAGACGUUGUACAUGUGGGGCUUUGUGGCCUUGCAGGUGUACGUAUCGGUCCUGCACCCGAUGGUAUUUGCGACGAGUGGAGGUCAGAGUCUCGUCGCGCAUACCAUCUCAGCUGUCGACGCAGCGUCAAACAGGACAUUGGACGGGUUUGCUGGUCCAGCAAAUGUCGCCGAUGCUCCUUCGGAAGCUGCCCCAGCCGUCCCAGCAGCAACGGCGAGCAUCGUGGAAUCCGUCGUCGCGAACGUUAGUACUGCAGAGGCGACAUCCUCCGAUGGUAAUGUGAUGGAUCCGAGCUUGGCCGUGACACCCGAGGAUAGUUGCAUGACUAUCAGCUCCGUCGAGCUUGAUGCUCCACGACCUGCAGCAACGCAGUCAGCGGAUCUCCUAUCCGUCCAAUCAACAUCUGCACAAGCUCAAGGAACAAUUCCGGGAGUGAAGUCGACGAUAUCAGAUGGUCAGCAGAAGCAAGGGGCUGAUGCUGUACAGACAUCGUCGUCGUCGUCGAUGGAAUUCUUGCCGCUCAUGAUGCUCCGGAAGCUGUGUGGAGAUGUCAGCGAUGCUCGGAAGAACGCCGCGAUCUGCAAGCCGACUUUCAGAAAUUCGCACAAUCGCUAUCACAUCGCAAUCGACGAAAAUCAAUCCCACAGCCGAAGAAAGCUGAGUCGCCUCUAUGCGUUUUUCUGUCUUCCCACCUACCUCAUCUCACCUUCUCCUCCUCAUCGCAUCUUCCAGAGUGGUUUUGACUGCUACCAAGACGUCGUGUGGUAUCUCGUGGAAGAUUCUAGGAAGCCACACACCGUCGUCUGCUCAUCCUCGCCGCUUCGGGGAGCUUUGGGGUCAACUCGUUAUCCCACACUUCGAAAGAGCGAAGAGGUGGACAAAGAAGCAGCUCAAUCCCGAUCGGAUCCUAUCGGCAUCAGCUGCCUUCUAGAUAUCGCCAUCACCAUCGCACUCGUCUAG
Pseudozyma hubeiensis SY62 is the source of this 2556-nucleotide messenger RNA. RefSeq names its product glycosyltransferase. The transcript is spliced from 3 exons. Gene Ontology annotation, cellular component: endoplasmic reticulum membrane. Gene Ontology annotation, molecular function: dolichyl pyrophosphate Glc1Man9GlcNAc2 alpha-1,3-glucosyltransferase activity. The coding region runs from base 1 to 2556 and encodes 851 amino acids. The record is from RefSeq and is a predicted model, not a curated record. Lineage: Eukaryota; Fungi; Basidiomycota; Ustilaginomycetes; Ustilaginales; Ustilaginaceae. Gene Ontology annotation, biological process: protein N-linked glycosylation.